CUCUCUCUCUCUCUCUCUCUCUCUCUCUUUCAUUAAAAUAAAAUCUCAUCACAAAAUUCAGAGACAUACAUAGAUGUCUUUGAUGAUAAAGGUUUUUGCCAUUGGUGGCGCACACAUGCUCAUGCCCUCCCUCAAAUUCCCAUUCCAACCAAUCACCUUUUCCACCCCCUUUAUAAAUCCCAAAAACAGUUGGGCCAUUUUUCUCUCUGCCCAAUCAACUCCCUCCAUUUCAAUCCAACGCCACUAUCCCCAACACAACAAAAAAGAAAAAGAAAAAGAAAAAAGCAAAGAAAACAAUUUCAACAAAGCUUGGAGGGACCAAGGUAUAUAGUUAGAUUGGAGGAAAAAUAAAAAUUUAAGAGUCAGUCAGUCCCCCAAAACUGCAGAGAGAGGAAAACAUCUUUAGUCCAACUAGAGAGAGAGAGAGAGAGAAAGAAGAGGCACAACCACAAGAUAACAAAACAUUGCUAAUAAGCAACAACCCUAUUUUUCUUUUCUUUUCUCAUUUCAAAGCCAAAGCCAAAAGCCUUGUUUUUCACUCUUCCAUCCAAAUUCCAACUCUCAAAGUUGCAAAGCAAAAACCCAUCAUAAAGCAAGCUCUCUCUCUCUCUCUCUCUCUCUCUCUCUCUCUCUCUCUCUGUUUCUUUCAGAGGCAGAGUGGUUGUGGAGGUGGUGGUGAGAGGUGACAAAAAACCCACCAAUGGAAUUCACCUCAAGGCCUCAAGAAAUCAGAGAGAAGCAACCAUAUUCAUAUUCUCCCAUAAACUCCCCCAGAAGCAAUGGCACCAACACAAACACAAAGACAAACACAAACAGCAGUGUCUGCAGCAGCAACACCAACAACAACAACAACAACAACAAUAGCUCAGGGGUUCAAAUCCCCACAACCCCAAAGCUCACAACUCCCAGAUCUGACCCCAAUCCCUACCCAACAACCUUUGUCCAAGCAGACACCACAAACUUCAAACAUGUUGUCCAAAUGCUCACAGGCUCCUCUGAAACUGUAAGCCACCAAUCUUCCCCCAAACCAACCACAACCCAUCAUCACCAUCAUCCUCACAGCCAUCAAGAUCCAACCGUUUUACCCUCCUCCAACAAAAGCUUCAACAUCCCACCAAUCAAAACAGCCCCUCCCAAAAAGCAAGGCUUCAAGCUUUAUGAGAGGAGGAGCACCAAUCUCAAAAACACCCUCAUGAUCAACACCUUGAUGCCCAAUUUUCCCCAUCAAGCAUCUGGGUUCUCGCCACGUCAUCAGGAGAUCCUGUCCCCGAGCUUGCUGGACUUCCCUUCCCUCACUCUCAGCCCAGUGACCCCGUUAAACGACGACCCGUUUGACAAGUCCUCUUCGUCGCCUUCUUUGGGGAAUUCUUCAUCGGAGGAAGACAGAGCAAUUGCAGAGAAGGGGUUUUACUUGCACCCAUCUCCGAGAACGACGACAACUCCCAGAGACCCUGAGCCCAGGCUUUUGCCUUUGUUUCCAGUCACUUCGCCUAGAGUUUCUGGGUCUUCUUCUUGAUCAUGAGGAAGAGAGAGAGAGAGAUGUGUAGUAUUAUUACUGUGAGUGAUUUUGAUUACAAGGAUCAUCAGAAGAUUAAUGGGUUUUGGAUGAUUUUCAAUGACAGGUACAGAUCUUUGUUUUAAUUGUACAAUUUGAUAUCUCUUCCAUAAAAUGGUAAAAGGCAGCAGCUUUGUUUAACCUCCUUCUUCU
This is a messenger RNA of Prunus persica (peach), 1708 nucleotides long. Its product is annotated as VQ motif-containing protein 4. Bases 701 to 1516 code for a protein of 271 amino acids. Lineage: Eukaryota; Viridiplantae; Streptophyta; Magnoliopsida; Rosales; Rosaceae. The record is from RefSeq and is a predicted model, not a curated record. The transcript has a single exon.